Molecule: messenger RNA, 272 nt
Organism: Funneliformis geosporum
Lineage: Eukaryota; Fungi; Glomeromycota; Glomeromycetes; Glomerales; Glomeraceae
Source: the annotation of a GenBank genome assembly
AUGAUAAUCAAAAUAUAUGUGGAAAAAUAUAUAUUCAAAGUCGUGGCUCUACUAGUAAUGCAACAUCUCAUUUAAGAAAUUGGCAUAGAAUUACUAAAGAUGAUAAAAUUAAUAAGUCAGAUAAUUUAGAACAAGAUGUAAUAGUGCACAAUCGUCAAUAUUUAAAAGAAAAACAACAAGAAUUACGCCAAUUUCUUGUUGUUUGGAUAAUAGAUGAUGUUCAAGCAAUUAAUAUUGUUAAUAAUUCAAAAUUUCACCAAUUUAUUUUUUAA